Fopius arisanus is the source of this 5383-nucleotide messenger RNA. Its product is annotated as AT-rich interactive domain-containing protein 5B. The record is from RefSeq and is a predicted model, not a curated record. The transcript is spliced from 6 exons. Gene Ontology annotation, biological process: regulation of transcription by RNA polymerase II. Bases 382 to 3717 code for a protein of 1111 amino acids. NCBI's taxonomy places the organism in Eukaryota, Metazoa, Arthropoda, Insecta, Hymenoptera, Braconidae. Gene Ontology annotation, cellular component: nucleus. Gene Ontology annotation, molecular function: transcription cis-regulatory region binding.
ACAAAGUAGUCUCGAUGGGACAGUGGCGUGCGCCGCACCGUGGAGCCGUUGAUUUUGUGUGCAUGUGUCAAAAGAAAAAAAAAAAUCUAUUGAACAGUGUUAAUUAGAUCGGAUUAAAUAAUUAAAUGGGAUUAUCGAAGCUCGGAGUAACAGUGUGCUUUAACUGUGCGAUGCAUUGCAAGUGGCUUACGUGGUAUUUUCGAUGGGCAUGUUAAUUUGUUGAUUAAAAAACAAAAAAAUAAUAAUUAAAUCAAUUGAAAUUUAAAAAAAAAAUACCCACCGUAGGAGUGAAAAUAGUGCAAUUCGACAGAUUGGGAUAGAUUUUACUAAGUAAUUCUAGAUGAACGUGAAGAUAGUGUGUGAUAUUAGGGAGCAUAGAAAAUGGAUAAAAUAGAGCUAUUGGGCGGUGCCUGCUUCAGUCAUGGCCCAUACACGUUUUAUAAAGCUGUGAGAAUUGGCAGUGGACGUGUUUUACGGCUUGGUAGUUUCUUUUUAACAAAAUUAUGGACCGAUGCCGAUUUAGUUAGUAUCGGUGAACUACAGCUGCUAUGGAUUGACAGUAGGGGCUCAAAUCAGCCAUUAGCAUCGUUGAGGCUGUACUUCCUGCCUGAAAAUACUCCGGAUGGACGACGUGAUACUCACGGCGAAGACGAAGUUCUGACAAUAUCAGAAAAAGUAGUUGUUCGUGUUCAUGACCUUGUGACAUGGUUGGCACCGUCUUUGGAGUGGUCAUGGGGUCGGGAGGUAUGUUUUUCGAGUCCUGGUGGAUCCGGUGAAAAUAUCGAUGAAAAAUUUCAACAGCAGCCCCAAGUCCUCACAGAUCCUGGCAUCGAUUUUUCCGAUGUGGAAAAACAGCAGAAGGAUAUGGAGAGCAGUGGAAAUAAUGGGAAGAGGAGUGAUGAGAUGGUACAAACAAGAGUUGUUGUCCUGUCGUAUCCUAGGUACUGCAGGUAUCGGGCACUUUUGAGAAGACUCGAGGGUGCUGAACCUGCAUGGCUCUGCUCAUCCAUUGCUGCUGCUCUAGGUGGUUUCACUGCAUUACCUGGUACCAGAGUUCUCUUCUGCAGAGAUACUUUUGAUUAUCCGGAUCUGGAGACGCAUGAGUUACUAUGCAAUCAUUUAGCGCCCAAAUUGAAAGGUAGACCCAGAAGGAAGCGUAAAAAGCGUAGUGCCUCACCAGGGGAAUCAAGUAAUGAAAGUGAGGCUUCAGUUGCUUCGACUUCGCGAAGUUCAACGUCAAACUCAAACUCAACGGUUAAAGGGCCGUCGAAUGUUGUUCGGCGAAGCGAAAGGAAAGCCAGUGUUGAGGAGAAAAAAUUUCUCGCUGAUGUACAGAACUUCAUGAGCUCACGUGGAACACCAGUUACAAAAAUGCCAUUGCUUGGAUACAGACAGAUUGAUUUGUAUGUAUUUUACACAAAAGUCCAGAAACUGGGUGGAUACGAUUCAGUGAGUGCUGGUCGUCUGUGGAAAUCUAUUUACGAUGAUAUGGGUGGUCACACUGGAUCGACAAGUGCAGCUACAAUAACACGUCGACAUUAUGAAAGACUACUUCUACCAUACGAGAGACAUCAGAAGGGUUCAGAAACGAAAGUUCGACCAGCAGGGAGAAGAACGAAAUCCACAUCUGAUGAACCUAUUCUUAUAAAAUCCGAACCCACACCUUCUCCACCUCCAACCCCUUCACCGACUCCUCCAAUGCAAAAGCUCUUCUCAACAAUGUCACAUCUGCCAGAUGUUGACAAACCAAAGACUGAGGUUAAGACUUCUUCCCUACGUAGUGUUCGAGUGAAACCAGAACGCCUAAAAUCUCUAAACACUAUUAUUUCGUCGAUGCCAACGUCGAUGCCAUCGUCGAAUCCUCCAACACCUCCUCCCUCAUCGAAUGCCUCAAAUACCUCAUCGACUAGUAUAACUCCAUCAACAACACCAACUGACAGUCAAAGUGUUUUAGAAAGACAAUUGAAUAGUCCUCUCGUUAAUAAUCAGCAGUCACCACCAACACCACCAGCUCCACCUCACCAAAUCACCCAGAAUCCAAGUGCUGUAGUGACUCUCACACCUCCACCAGAGAGGGAUUUUAAAGAAUUGAAAUUGGAGAGCCAAAAUCCUAAACAAACGACUCUGCUGGCUCAGGGUAAAGAGAACAUUCCUCUCUUCGGUGAGAAAGCUCAGUUUAUCACAACAGAGAGAAUCAAUCCUCCAAAUUCACCUGAAGUCAUUGAUUUGGAAUUGGAGAGUGACUCGAGUCGUGAUAAAAUUAUUAUCCCAUCGUUCAAAAAAAGGAAACUUGAGAUUUUGAGGGAGGGUGGACUCGAAGUGACAGCUGUGGAGUUGGACUCGAGGCCAAGUGUUAUUCAAGCAACGAUAACACCAGUGACAGUGCCUAUCACUCCAAAACGAGACGACGAUAUCUCAUGCUCAUCUCCAACUAUUCCAACCAGCACCAAUGUACCAAAGUUGAUAUCCGUUACAGUGACACCUGAUAUUGGACACAUGUUGCCAUCACCUGGAGACAUUGAGACUCAAAUUCGUUCAUCGAAAGCUCACAACAAUAAUUGUAACUCGACUGUCAAUAACAACAGCAGCAACAGAGUCAUCAACAUUGGAGCAUCAAACAAUUCAAAUCUUCUUCAGCUCUACACAAAUGCUGGCUCAGUACCAACAUCACCAAUAUCUCCAGGUAGGUACAACAACUCUGGAGAGAGAAUUUUACCACCAAAGGUGACACAGUCAAAGUCAAUCUUCGGUCACACCGAGCGAAUGGUUUAUGGUAAUCCAAAGGACAUAUUGGCUCAUCAAAAGUAUCAGCAAGCAGUUGUGCAGCAAGUUCAGCCUCCUUGUGCAACGAUAAAUCACGGAGGUGGUGUUUUGGAUUUGACAGCUAAACAAUUGGACAAGAGUCAAUCAUUCGCUAGGCCAAAUUUAGAGAUUGUUCGGGUACCAGUGGUGCCGAGGCCAAAUUCAAUGAGUAUAGAGAUGAAGCCUGUGACGAUUAAGGAUAAAAUUCAAGAGUCUUCGAGGAAGAGUCCCUUCAACUAUCCAAUGCUUGAUAGUCGCACUAUGGCUUCUAAUAAUCUUGAGAUAACCCUGGUAAAUCCAAAAGCCAAGCCACAAGCCCAACUACCUAGUCCUGUGAGAAAUGGUAAUUCCAUUUCAUCGAUAAAUAGUGUUAACAUGAAUGUGCAGAGUCAGAGAAUGAGAAUGCAGAAUGGUAAAUUGUCAGUGAGACCAGUGGAGAGCCUCUCCCCGUACUCCUCGAGAAAGCCAACUGGUCAACAGGUAAUACCCAAUAUUCCAAAUCUCAAUCAUCUAGCUGCUUAUCCAGUUAGGGGUAUCAAUCCUCAUCAACAUGGUGUUGAAAAGAGAAAGAGUGAGACUAGGGAUCAACACAUGAGCAUUGAAAAUGCUCAAACAGCUCAGAGACAGGAUCGACGACACAGCAUGCCCAAUAUAUCAUCUGGUUUUGUUCCAAGCGUUCCACAUAACUCGGGAUACGUCAAUCAACUGCCAAAUGCUGGAAAGUAUCUUCCAGGGGGUAUGGGUAUGCUUGAUCCUGUCUAUUAUUCAGCCAUUUGCAGUGGACUCUUUCCACCACCUAUGUCACCAGCUAGUCCCUAUUUAUCACCUGAGUUCAACGCUUAUUAUAAGGAAUUACUUGGAGGACAAGCCAGGGUGCCACCUAUGGGUCAGCCCACCAUUCCCACUUCCAAAUAAGCCAAUUAAGGGGAUAGAAUCUCGACAGAGAAGUGUUUUAUGUGCAAUCAUCACUCUUGGAUUCUCUAAGGAGUUCUGGGAGAUUGUGGAAUGGAAAUAAUUUUCCAUAUUCAAAGAUAAGCAUCAUGAGAUUCCACUUCGUUGCGUUAGUUUUUUCAACAGUCAAUUUUCUACUGUUCUAUUUCACCCGGUAUACGCAUUAUUUUUAUAAAUUUUUCUUCUUUUAAUUGGCCGUUGUCUCUGUUGAUUUUCACUCUCGUUGAAUUAUUCAAGGCAGGGGAAAAAUAUUUUUUUGCGCUAUUAACGAAUACCGCACAUUUAAUUGCCAGUUUAAAUGAAAGGAAAAUAAAAAAUAAUCAAACAAGUGAAGAUUCAAAGAAAUGGCUACAUUAAAUCCAAAAUAUGCAGUACGUGCUGUUGAUUUUUAUAGAGAAAAUUAAUGAUUUUUGUCCUUGCCCUCUUAUGCGAGCCUGUGAUUGGUGAUUUAAGGAGAUGUGUAUUCGCAGUGUUCUCCUCACUCCGCAUAUUUUCCUCUCCUCUCUUUUCUUUCAAACGAUAUUUUUUCUUUUGUUGUUGCUAUUAUUGAAAGAUAUUCUGUUUGCGUGUUUUUUUUUUAACGUAUAAAACAAAUCCGAGUGGAUGUUUACGUACCAAAAGAUGUAAAUAAAACUGUAGGCGAGUGGUAUGAAAAAAGUUGAAUAAAAGAUAAUAACUUUUAAAUAAUAACCGGUACGAAAAGACGAAAUGAUUGUGCAUCUGUGACUACACUAAUAGAGCACAUCGAAAUAUCUGUAUGAAAAAAUUUGAUUUUGUUAUAGAAGAGUGAAGGAUUCAAAGAUUGAUAAAUAUUGACAAUUCAAGAACAGAAGUGAUUUUUUAUUCAACUCCUCAGUGAAUUCAUUUUUUAUUCUCAAUUUCAUCUCUCUACUGGCGCAUAUGAAGAGUAGAAUUUUCAGAACGCACGAAUUUCUUUCGUUGAACCAUGGGAAUCGACAUUGAUUCCAAUUAAAAUGAGCCUUCGAGGAGUUCAAAUAAUACAGCAAAAGUAUUUUGUAUAUUUGAUUGAGCAGCGUUCACAUGUGAGAGAACGUGUUCGAGUGAUUUUGUGUUCUAUUAAAAAGAAAAACACUUGUAAGUUUGCAAGACAACGCAAUGCGAUGAAAAAAUAAUGUAUAUACUGUAUAUAUGGUCAUCCAAACAAUAUAUAUAUGGAUUAGUUAGAAGGGAAACAAAUGCAACUCUGUAUUUGGAUAAUAAACGAAUACAAAGUUUAAACUAGGGUAAAGAAAAGUGUACAGACUGUAUGAAUCAUGGAGGCGCGCGUCUUUGGAUCGUAGAAAUUAUUGUAGAGAAUUAUCGAUAAAGGAACCGUCCACAUGUCCCUCACAUUUCGGUAUAAGUGGAUAAUUGUUUUACCAGUAGCCAUUGAAAAUAUUUUUCUUUUGUGAUUUAUAAUGUUUUCUAUGGAGUUUAAUUUUUAUAUUAAUAGAAAGCAUGAGGAAAUUGAUGAUGAUCGACGCGCGCUCCCAAAAUGUUCAUGGAUCUUAGACAUAUUAGUGAAUAUGGUCGUUUUAGGAUACUCUUAUCAAAAAUUCGAAAACCACGUGAGAAAAUUACACAAGUAAACUUGGAAAAGUACAUAAAUGAAUAAAAGUUGUUCAUUGAA